AUGCUGUCUAUGAAAGGAAAAAGGUACGAGUUUAAGGUCGAAUAUGACUCAUAUGGUCAUCAUAAGAAUUAUUCUAAAUUUUUCUUACGCGAGGAAGAGAUAAAGCGAUUUAGUUCGGAGUUAUUAGUGAAAUACUUGCAUGAAAAAUGUGACAUUUCCCCGACUGAGCUGUUGCGUAUUAGAUACAUGGACAGAGACAAGGAUUGGAUUGAUCUAAGAUGCGAUGACUUUGACUCAUUAGUGGAUAUGAUCGAAACAGCUGAGCCUAUUCCAGACCGCGAAGAUGCAGUUCGAAUCGUUUUAAAAGUAUCGAGUUACCCUUCAUCCAAAGAGCCUGCCACGCAGGCUACUUCAUCUCAGAGCAGUGAAAUCAGCUCAAAGUCAAAGAGAUUUUACUCGCCGUCUCCUAAUAGUAAGCAAAACACUUCACAAAAACGAUUUAGAAGUAAACGUAAUUUAAAUGACAAUCUUGAGGACAAUUCUAGACCUGCUUUAAUCAAUUUGUGCGAUGAUAACCAAACCAGUGUUGUCGAAGACGAACCCGUUGGGUUUGAAUACCCCAAUAUAGAACAAUACAUAUCACCGACACAGAAAUAUUUUGAUAAAGUUGAAACGGACGAACAAAAGCUGCGAGUAACAAUUGAGGAGAAAGAGCAAGAUUUGUUGGAACUUGAAGAGAGUUUCCGAGAACCUGAAGAUUUCAUUAAGUUGCCACUAUGUUCAUAUUGCCAUACCCCUGGCCAUAACAAGACUAAUUGUUUGUUUACACCGUGCGAAUCGGCCUCAUAUUGUCAUGAAAUAAAACGCCAUCCGGAUGAAAACAAAUUUUUAAAGGAACAAAAAGAAGAAUUGAAAACCUUGAAGGGUAAGCUACACCGACUACAAGAUGAUCUGAAGGGCAAGAGACAAAUGUUGAAAGGCAUUAAGGAUACUUUUGUUGCAAAAGUACAAACAGAUUUGAUAAAUAGCAACCCUAAAAAGUAUCUUCGCAAAAGCACAACUGGCCAUUUUAUUCCCAACUGGCUGAUAGUAAAUUGUGAUGUGAGAAAGUUAGAAAGAAUUUGUCAAGGUAAAGUGCCAUCGAAAUAUGAAAUACCUUCCCUUCUCAAAAAAUACAAUGAACGCUUCGAUGUUCGUGACACUUCUUCAACCGAAAACGAGCAAACCGUCAGUAAACAUGUUAAUCCAGUGAAAUCAUUGUGGGGAAAAAAGGGAAUUACAUUUCCAGGUCGUGGUUCACUCCCUAAUAGUACUGUUGUAAAUAGGGGGAACGUCGAAGCCAUGGCGAGCACAUCUGUCCUUGAUGUAUCUGUACCAAAUACUAAGCGCGAAGAAGAAUAUUUGAUACAGAUUGCAGUGAAUCAAAGUUUACAAUGCAAUCAGCGUCCAUGUGAAUCGGGAUAUUCUCACGAACGUGCUUCCCGUUCAACCGCAAAAAUACAGUCAACAGAUGCAGAAGAAGACGUGAGUGGUUUAGGUUUGCUCUUGGAAGCUGCAAAUAUUGUUGAAAAAAAGUGA
Paramuricea clavata is the source of this 1518-nucleotide messenger RNA. The record is from the annotation of a GenBank genome assembly. Lineage: Eukaryota; Metazoa; Cnidaria; Anthozoa; Malacalcyonacea; Plexauridae.